UCAGCACCAAGUGUCAAAUUCCAGUUCCUGGAAAGAACCAAGCUUACCUGUAAAUGUUAGGGUCCUUUUACAUCAUUGACCAUGUAAGUGGGGUGUGUGGGACAGCCCUCAGUUUCUACCAAUGAAAAAAUGGGUGGUAUCAUCCAACACUUAUUUCUGCAACAGCUGUCUAUAAAAGCGACCACAGAACUAAACUCACAACUCAUUUCAGUGCAUAAUUUAAACAUAUUCCUGUAGAGAUAAAGUCUUUUGAGGCACUUCUUAAAGAGAAAAUGUCACGUGCCGGGAAAAUGAAUGGAGUCUCAAUGAACGGUUUUCACGGAGAUGAAAAGUUUAAAGGCCACGGACUGAAUGGCGACAGCGUCAAUGGAAUGAACGGAAACGGUGUUACUGUUCUGAACGGGAGCGCGCGCAGCCCCGUUAAACCGAGAGCGCGCGGACAGCGGUGGAAGGUGCGAGCGUCAGAGAUGGCGAAGAGCACCCUCAACCCUAUCCGCGCUAUAGUGGACGGAAUGAAGCUCACCCCGAACCCUGACAAACCCAUGAUCGCCCUGUCCAUCGGUGACCCUACAGUAUUCGGAAACUUGCCUACAGAUGAAAGUGUGCUACAGGCUGUGAAGGAAGCUGUAGCUUCACACAAAUACAACGGCUAUGCCCCCUCAGUAGGUUACCACAGGAGCCGAGAGGCUGUGGCGAACUUCUACAGCCAAGCAAGUGCUCCACUGGAAGCUAAUGAUGUGAUCCUGACUAGUGGGUGUAGCCAGGCUAUUGAGUUGGCCAUCAAUGUGCUGUGUAAUCCAGGAGACAACAUCCUGGUUCCUUGCCCUGGUUUUUCUCUCUACAAAACUCUGGCAGUGUCAAUGGGUAUCCAGGUCAAACUGUACAACCUACUGCCGGAGAAGUCCUGGGAGAUUGAUCUCCAACACUUGGAAAGUCUGAUUGAUGAGAAGACAACCUGUCUGAUCGUCAACAACCCAUCCAACCCCUGUGGCUCUGUAUUUAACAAAGAGCACUUGCAGAACAUCCUCUCAGUUGCCUCAAGACACUGUGUGCCUAUCCUAGCAGAUGAGAUCUAUGGAGACAUGGUCUUUCCCAACUGUAAGUUUCAUUCACUGGCUCCUCUCAGCAGUGAUGUACCAAUUCUGUCCUGUGGUGGUCUGGCUAAACGCUGGCUUGUUCCUGGAUGGAGAAUGGGCUGGAUUCUUAUCCAUGACCGCAAUAACAUCUUCGGACCAGAGAUUCGGGAAGGUCUUGUGAAGCUCAGUCAACGCAUUUUGGGAGCCUGUACAGUUAUCCAGGGGGCGCUAGAAAGCAUUUUUAAAAAUACCCCCUCUGAGUUCUACCAAAGUACAAUUAACUUCAUAAAGUCAAAUGCAGAUAUAUGCUUCUCAGAGCUGACCACUGUUCCUGGGCUCAAUCCAGUAAUGCCAUCUGGAGCCAUGUACCUUAUGGUUGGUGUUGAAAUGGAGCACUUUCCAGAGUUCCACGACGAUGUGGAGUUUACUGAGCGGCUGGUUACCGAACAGUCCGUGUUCUGCUUACCUGCCACGGCAUUUGAAUACCCAAACUUUUUCCGGAUUGUGGUGACAGUUCCUGAGGAAAUGAUGGUGGAAGCAUGCGAAAGGAUCAGGGAAUUCUGUGCACGCCACUACAGACCUCGCAGCCAAGACAGCAAUGAUCUGGACAAGUGAACCUGUACCAUGCUCGAUGAGCAAGUUACAAAAUACUCCAUGUACUAGUGAUGACUGGUCAUGAUAUAUGAUAUGGUUGUGAUAAGACUGAAAUCUUAUAUUUAUCCAAAGCUCAACAAUGAACAAUUAUUGCUGAGAAAUGGCAUUAUAACAUAAACGUAUAUUCGGAGUUCUCUUUUUUUUACUGCCAUUAUGCCCUACUUUGAAAACCAAAUAUAAUAGUCAACCUUAUGAUUUUGUCAUUUUACCUUUAAUUGAAUUUGUAUUUUUUUUUGGAGAGCAGUAGCUUAGUCUAGUUUCUGAAGUAAAUGGCAUAUCAUUGGUCCAAUGAUAGACCAAAUAAUCCACUGCAUUCUCAUUCAUUAUAGCUCAUUAGGCUGUAUUUCGCACUCACUGUUGAUGAUGUGUUACCUAUAAGUCAAGCUUGAAAAUAUUACCUCAAAUUCCCAAAAAUAGACACUAGACAGCACUUCAGUUUGAGUAAUCAUGUCAUCAUUGAUUUUUCAUGCUAUUCUGUACUAACUGAUGGUAUUGUUGAGCUUGUUUGCACAAAUAUCCAAAAUUGCCCACCUUAAACCAUUUGUUAAAAGAAAUCUGAUGUGGAUGCAACCAUUUUAUUAAUGUCUUUUUAUUACUGCAAGACAGAGACGAGCUUAGGCUAUGCGACCCCAUUACUAUUAUAUAUACUAUGCAUCUAUUCUGUGCGAUUUUAUAUGGAUAAGCAAACGUUCUUAUUUAAACCUUGUACUUAUCACUUGGAGACUGUAGUAAUUUCUUUUGUGUAUGUAUAUGAUCCUGGUUUGUUUUAGAGGCUAAAGAGAAGCCCAUGUCUCACCACUGCAUUACAAACUGACUGGAAGCUAUGAGUGCUGCUGUGGGAUCUUAACUUUCAUACAACAUGCUCUUUAUCCUGUAUACCAUGAAAUUCUCUGAACAGAUUGAUGAGAGAAAACGCAUGUCUUUGAACCCUCAAUGAUGUCAGAGAUUCUGAGGUAUCUUCUGAGAUCUCUGUAUAACAUAUUUGUAACCCCACCAUUGUAUAAACAUGGUUUUAUAGCGUUAAACAUGUUUUUUUUAUCUUCUUGUAUAUCCUUUAUAUGAUUUUUCAGUAUUAAAUAGUAACUGUUAUUUAAAUAAAAACUUAACAUAAA
Messenger RNA from Tachysurus vachellii, 2842 nucleotides. RefSeq names its product tyrosine aminotransferase (gene tat). The coding region runs from base 273 to 1691 and encodes 472 amino acids. Gene Ontology annotation, biological process: aromatic amino acid metabolic process; biosynthetic process. NCBI's taxonomy places the organism in Eukaryota, Metazoa, Chordata, Actinopteri, Siluriformes, Bagridae. Gene Ontology annotation, molecular function: pyridoxal phosphate binding; L-tyrosine:2-oxoglutarate transaminase activity. The transcript has 12 exons. The record is from RefSeq and is a predicted model, not a curated record.